UAAACACGCACACGAAAACAAAAGAAACACUUUACGUUUUCCCGGCGAGUUUUCAAGCCACCGAAGUUUUUGUCUUUCUUCUGAAUUUUGCUGAGAAAUUUCUUCAACUCCGAGAAAUCUCAAUAGGUUUUUUCUCUAAACUCGCAGUUACUCUGUUUUUCGCUGUUGCUGUUGUUUCGAUCAAUGGUGUUUUCUGGUGAAGAAGAAGAGAGUGGUGCUGUUAUGGGUAAUGGUUCCGGUGAAGGUGAAAGAUUGAAGCAUCCUCUUCACAACUUCCAUUUUCCUUAUUUGAAGUGGGGGAAUCAGCGUUCUCUCCGGUGUCAGAAGAAUCCUGAAAACGGUGACGAUCCGUCGAUGGUGUCACCGCCGGAGAAUAGGAUGAACAGACUGAGAAUUGAUGGUGGUGAUGAUGGGAUCGAUGCUAUGCGUGAAAGGUUGAUGUUUGAUCUGAAGGUUGAAGCUGGUAGGAUGAAAGAUGCGAUUUUGAAGAAGGAGAAAGAGAAUGGUGCUGGAGAAGGAUCGUUGGUGGCUGCGGCGGGAGAGAAGGUGUGGAAUUUGAGAAGGAGGAGAGGUGUUGCUGGAGAGAAUGAAAAGGAGUUGAAAAUUGAUGAGAAAAAACCUAUCGGUUCGUCGCCGUUAAGGAAUGGUAACGGCGUUGGUAAGUUAAGAGGUGGUGGUUCUCCUGAGAAGAAGGUGAAAUUUUCUUUGUCAUUGAUGAAGAAGGAGAUUGAAGAAGAUUUCAUCACGAUGACUGGUCAAAAGCCUCAUAGAAGGCCCAAAAAGAGACCUAGAAAUGUUCAGAAGCAAAUGGAUACCCUUUUUCCUGGUAUGUGGUUGUCUGAGAUUAAUGCCGAUUCUUAUAAGGUUCCUGAUGACGUUCCUGACAAUAAUGGCAAGAAGAGGUAGAAGAAACAAUGAGAAUGGCAACUUGGAAGGCCUAUGUUAACUGACUGCUAGGAGUGAUAACAGCUUAGAAUACAUCUGACUAUUAUGUGGGAUUUGAUUUGGUUUUUGUUUUUCCUAGUAGUUUAGUUGAUUUGUGUCUUUUGAUGCUUUCAAUGUUGAUUUUGGUUCCAUAGGGAAUAGUCCAUUCUUUUGUUUAUAAGAAUAAUUCUCUUAGGGGAGGGAUGGCAGUUUCUAUUUCUACAAUGCUUUCAUCAAGCGUUUACAAAGCUGCUAUAAUAAUAAUAAUAAUAAUAUUGAUAAUUUUAAACUUUGGUUUCAAUUA
This is a messenger RNA of Medicago truncatula (barrel medic), 1228 nucleotides long. RefSeq lists its product as uncharacterized. NCBI's taxonomy places the organism in Eukaryota, Viridiplantae, Streptophyta, Magnoliopsida, Fabales, Fabaceae. The coding region runs from base 184 to 906 and encodes 240 amino acids. The transcript has 3 exons. The record is from RefSeq and is a predicted model, not a curated record.